This is a messenger RNA of Racocetra persica, 129 nucleotides long. The record is from the annotation of a GenBank genome assembly. Lineage: Eukaryota; Fungi; Glomeromycota; Glomeromycetes; Diversisporales; Gigasporaceae.
AACAAGAAAUUUUUGCAAAAUUAAUUGAACUCGAUGAAUUAUUAGCAGAAGAAACAUCAAGAGUAUUUGUAAAAAUUUGUACUUUACCAGAUACGAAGCCUGAAGAUUGGGACAUAAAAAGGAUUCGAA